This is a messenger RNA of Eruca vesicaria subsp. sativa (arugula), 213 nucleotides long. NCBI's taxonomy places the organism in Eukaryota, Viridiplantae, Streptophyta, Magnoliopsida, Brassicales, Brassicaceae. The record is from the annotation of a GenBank genome assembly.
AUGAUGGAAGUGAUAAACCAAAAAUCGAAAUAUUUUCUUGUUAAGAGCUCAUUAUUCAUCAGUGACAUCCUUGUCAUGUUCUUCACUUCCGUUACUUGGUCAUAUGUUGUGUAUCCUGAAGAUCCAUCACCAUCUCCUGCAUCUGAGGAGCUAAGAGAGAUGGCGCUAGAGAUUGCUAUUAAGAAGAACAUCCCAUUAGUUGAUGAGACAUGA